This is a messenger RNA of Protopolystoma xenopodis, 1983 nucleotides long. The record is from the annotation of a GenBank genome assembly. NCBI's taxonomy places the organism in Eukaryota, Metazoa, Platyhelminthes, Monogenea, Polystomatidea, Polystomatidae.
CAUCAACCAACAUCCAUCCAUCAGCCACAUCCACCAUCCAUCAACGACCAAACAUCAUCCACCCAUCCAACAGUCACCAUCCAUCCAUCAACCACCAUCUAUCAUCCACUCAUCCACCAUCCAUCCAUCAACUACCAUCUAUCAUCCACCAUCCAUCCAUCAACCACCAUCCAUCCAUCAACCACCAUCCAUCCAUCAACCACCAUCUAUCAUCCACUCAUCCACCAUCCAUCAUCCACCAACUAUCAUCAGCUCAUCCUUCAGCCAUCAACCACCAUCUAUCAUCCAUCAACCACCAUCUUGCAUCCACUCAUUCACCAUCCAUCAGCCAUCAAACACCAUCUAGCAUCCACUCAUCCACCAUCCAUCAGCCAUGAACCACCAUCCAUUAUCUAUUAUCCAUCCAUCAACCACCAUCUAUCAUCCACUCCUCCAUCAACCACCACCUACAUCCAUUCAUUCAUCAACCACCAUCUAUCAUCCAUUCAUCCAUCAACCACCAUCUAUCAUCCACUCAUCCAUCAACCACCAUCUAUCAUCCAUCAUCCAUCAACCACAACCACCAUCCAUCAUCCACUCAUCAAUCAACUACCAUCUAUCAUCCAUCAUCCACCAUCUAUAUUCACUCAUCCAUCAGCAAUCAACCACCAUCUAUCAUCUACUCAUCCAUCGGCCAUCAACCACCAUCUAUCAUCCACUUAUCCAACAGCCAUCAACCACCAUCCAUCCAUCAGCCAUCAAACACCAUCUAUCAUCCACUCAUCCACCAUCCAUCAACAAUCAUCCACUCAUCCAUCAGCCAUUAACCACCAUCUAUCAUCAACUAAUCCAUCAGCCAUCAUCCACCAUGAAUUCAUCCAUCAACCACCAUCUAUCAUCCAUUCCUCCAUCAACCACCAUUCAUUAUCUAUUAUCCAUCCAUCAACCACCAUCUAUCAUCCAUUCAUCCAUCUACCAUCAUCCACUCAUCAAGUCAUCCAUCAACUACCAUCAAUCCAUCAACUACCAUCUAUCAUCCACUCAUCCAUCCAUCAGCCAUCAACCACCAUCCACAAACUAUCAACCACCAUCCAUUCAUCCAUUAACCGCCAUCCAUUAUCUAUUAUCCAUCCAUCAACCACCAUCUAUCAUCCAUUCAUCCAUCAACCACAACCAUCAUCCAUCCAUCAACCACAACCACCAUCCAUCUAUCAGCCAUCAACCACCAUUCAUCCACCAUCUAUAUCCACUCAUCCAUCAGCCAUCAACCACUUAUCCAUCAGCUAUCAACCACCAUCCAUCCAUCAACUACCAUCUAUCAUCCACUCAUACAUCAACUACCAUCCACAAUCCAUCAUCCACCAUCCAUUCAUCCAUCAACCACCAUUCAUUAUCUAUUAUCCAUCCAUCAACCACCAUCAUCCACUGAUCAAUUCAUCCAUUGAUCUAUCAGCCAUCAUCAUGCAUUUAUCCAUCAGCCACCAUCCAUCCAUAAACCACCAUCUAUCAUUCACUCAUCCAUUAGCCAUCUACCACCAUCGAUCAAAAUUUAUCCACUCAUCCAUCAAUCAUCAUCUAUCAUCCAUUUAUCCAUCAAUCCCCAUCCAUCGACCACCAUCUAUCAUCCGCUCAUCCAUAAGCCAUCAACCACCAUUUAUCAUCUAUUCGUCCAUCAACGACUAUCAUCCAUUCGUGCAUCAACCACCAUCUAUCAUCAAUCAUCCACUAAUCCAUUCAUCCAUCAACCACAAUCCAUUGAUUUAUCAACCACAAUCUAUCAUCCAUCAGCCAUCAUCAUCCAUUGAUCUAUCAACCAUCAACCACCAUCUCUCAUCUAUUCAUCCAUCAACCACCAUCUCUCAUCUAUUCAUCCAUCAACCACCAUCUAUCAUCCAUUCAUCCAUCAACCACCAUCUAUCAUCUAUCACCCACUCAUCCAUUGAUCCAUCAACUAUCAACUAUCAUCCCUCAUCCAUUCAACCAUCAUUGAUUCAUCCAUCAUGA